AUGUCUACAAAGAAACCAGAUACCAAUUUAUCCAAUAUUCCUGAGGUCAUUGAUCCCGGAAUUACAAUUCCAAUUUUUGAAGAUGAAAUGGGACCUGAUCCUAGUUCGAGUGCAAGUACCCAAGUUGAUCAACAACAACCUCAGAAAUUAGGCUCUUAUAGAGCAAGAGCUGGCAAAUUUUCUAAUACCUUGAGCAAUUUGUUGCCUACUAUAAGUGCUAAAUUACAUCAUUCAAAGAAGCAACAACAGCCACAAGGAAAAUCACCAUCAGAAGGAGGACCAGUAGAGGCGUCGCUAGCAGGAGCUGCCGCUUCUAGAGGAUCAUCAGGAGGUACAACAACAGUAGCAAUGCCUAGUAACGACUCGUCUGAAUCUACUGUCGGCUCAAAAAAUCUACAAGAGACUCCCAACAAGAGUAAAACCUUUCUACCUCCAUUGAAUGGUGUUGGCAAUUUGACACCACCGAAUGAUUUAGAUAGAUUGGUACAUUUCCCGGAUUCCAACUAUUACAGCGUCGGUAGGGGUAGCAGUGGUGCCGCCCCUGGUGGUAGCUGUACUGGUGCAGGACCUCAGCCUCCAAGAACUUCAAACGACUCAUUUACUUUUAGUUCUUCAAUGCCUAAUCAGAUUUCGAGAACUAGAAAUAACACGGUUAACUCACAGGUUACGUCUAUUUCUUCUUUACAACCGAAUCCAGCGUCUUCAAGUGUCAUAUGGUCUGCGAACCAAACUCCUGUUGAACAACCUUUACAGCAGAGUUUUUUCCCAUCAUUUGGAGAUGAAGUUAAUCCAUUAGCAAAUCCCCAAGCAUGCCCUUUGAAUGAAUAUGCGAAUAAUACAGCUUAUCCGGAUACCCUUAUGUCGGGUGGUAUCAAUAAUCAGGCAGCAGCAACACAAUUAACGAUCCCCCCAAGUAGUAGUGGCAACAACAUCAAUAAUAACAAUAACGGUAUUAAUGGUAAUCAUAAUCGUAAUAAUAGUAUAAAUGGUCAUAAUAACGACAAUAAUAAUAUUAAUCAAAAUGCAGCAUUCAACAAUCACAAUAAUAAUGGGGCUAAAAAAUUGACAAUUCCUAAUUCUAUGUGGUCUAAUAAUCAAGUACUCAAUAGACCGAGAUCUCAUUCUAAUGCAUCGAGCAUCUAUACUGAUGCUCCUCUUUACGAACAACAAGGGAGGUCAAGAGCUGCUUCUGUUUUUACAUUGUCUCAACCACAACCCCAAGAAAUUCCGCUAGUAACUGAUGAUAUAGAUUCCAGAUCCAUCAAUUGGGUUUCUACUGAUACCAUGGUACCGCCCAUUAACCAAAUAUCCAACUUAUUGCCUACAAAUACCAUUUCUAUUUCUAAUGUGUUUUCAUUACAGCAACAACAACCACAAUUGAUGAACACAGUAAAUUUGACAAGUGCUUCUCUGGCAACUUUAUGUUCCAAAUACGGUACUGUCAUUUCUGCAAGAACUUUGAAAGGUCUAAACAUGGCAUUAGUCGAAUUCGAUUCCGUGGAAAGUGCUAUAAGGGCUCUAGAUGCUCUACAAGGGAAAGAGGUGUCCAUGAUUGGUGCACCUAGUAUAGUCUCCUUUGCCAAGGUUUUGCCCAUGCAUCAACAACCUCCACAAUUGGUUAUACCUGCGGGUCCUGUCAGUGGACCUGAUGCUGUACCUCAACCGUUACUGCAAGAACAAUUAUUCAAUGGUGCGAUGACUUUUCAACAACAGGGCAACGUUGCAUUACCAAUCUUCACGCAGCAACAGCAACAGCAACAACAACAAUCUCACCAGCAACAGGUACAUGUAUCUCAAAAUUACAACCAUUCCUUUGUACACGUUUCUCCCAAUGAAAAGGAACAGUGUCCUUUCCCCCUACCUCCACCUGUGGUUAGUGAUCAAAUGGAAGUGCUGAAUAAGAUUAUUGAUUCUUUUGGAACUGAACAUGAUCCUAUACAAACAAAACAUCUCAUUAACAAUGCGCUCAACUACCAGGGAACCUCAGAGACAAGUGAUUUUGGUCCACUACCUGAUCCUAUGACUCCUAGAGAUUUUGAUUCCCCCAAAUUAAGAGAAUUAAGGAAAAGUAUUGAUGCAAAUUUGUUGUCAGAUUUAGAAAUUGAACAGUUAGCCAUUGCCAUGUUGGAUGAAUUGCCGGAAUUGAGUUCUGACUAUUUGGGCAAUACCAUCGUUCAAAAAUUGUUUACUCACUCUUCGGACAUUGUUAAAGAUAUUAUGUUGAGGAAAACAAACAGAUAUUUGACCUCGAUGGGUGUGCACAAGAAUGGUACUUGGGCUUGUCAAAAAAUUAUUAGAAUGGCUUGCACCCCAAGACAAAUCAUGUUGGUGACCAAAGGUGUUGAGAAGUACUGUACACCACUUUUUAACGAUCAAUUCGGUAACUAUGUGAUUCAAUGUGUGCUAAAAUUUGGAUUUCCUUGGAACAGUUUUAUAUUUGAAAGCAUUAUUGCCAACUUUUGGACAAUCACUCAAAACAGAUACGGUGCUCGUGCAGUAAGAGCUUGUCUUGAAACUCAUGACAUGGUGACUCCUGAGCAGACUUUGGCGAUUAGUUCUAUGAUCGUUUUGUACUCUGAGUACUUGGCCACUAACAGUAAUGGUACUUUACUACUCAACUGGUUUUUGGACACUUGUACUUUAGCUCAUAGACAUUCCAUCUUGGCGCCCAAUUUGGUCACUCACAUAGUGGAACUUUGUCGUCACAGAUUGGCGUCACUAACGGUUCUCAAAGUAUUAAAUUAUAGAGGUGACGAAAGCGCUAGAAGAGAUAUCUUGGAGGCAAUCUUUGGCAAUCCACAAUCAGAUGAAGUGGUUCAAUCUUUACACCAAAUUUUGUGUGAUAACAACUAUGGUCCUACUUUUAUCUAUAAAGUGUUAACCAUGUCUCUAUUGGAAGAUGAUGUAAGGACUCAUGCGAUUAAACAAGUGCGUAAAGUUUUGUUAGAAACCACACCAUCUCAGCAACACCGUCGUUUAAUGGAGGAAGUUGGUUUGGCAGCCACCAAUUCUCAACCUCAGGGGAACCAAAGCAAGCAUCGCUCCAGCAUAUCACAAGUGCUAAAUCAGGAUGGUAGCCAUUUAAGAGGUCUUUCAGUAUCCAGUGUAAGAAGUAAUGGCUCUAGACAGAACCCAUUGGUACCUACAACUUCUGCUGGCCAAUCGUCUUUACAAACUCCUGCCAAUACAAAUGGUGCUACACCAGGUACUGCUGGUUAUAUGAAUUUUCCAGGGAUGUUUCCAAUGGGUUACGGUAAUAGUAAUAAUGGUUCAUACCCUGUUAAUGGCGACGAUUUGACCACUCAAUUUGAUAUGCUUAAUUUGAACAGCAACACCCACUUAUCGUUACCUCAACUGAGUCUAACGAAUCCGGGAAACAACGGUGUAAAUGUAAUGAGCCCUAAUAAGAACUCUGCUCAGGAUGUUCCUCUGAACAAUGGAAUGUUCGGAUAUUAA
Messenger RNA from Zygosaccharomyces rouxii, 3456 nucleotides. RefSeq names its product Jsn1p (gene JSN1). The coding region runs from base 1 to 3456 and encodes 1151 amino acids. The record is from RefSeq and is a predicted model, not a curated record. Gene Ontology annotation, molecular function: RNA binding. The transcript has a single exon. Lineage: Eukaryota; Fungi; Ascomycota; Saccharomycetes; Saccharomycetales; Saccharomycetaceae.